Drepanopeziza brunnea f. sp. 'multigermtubi' MB_m1 is the source of this 1545-nucleotide messenger RNA. RefSeq lists its product as uncharacterized. Gene Ontology annotation, molecular function: acetylglucosaminyltransferase activity. The record is from RefSeq and is a predicted model, not a curated record. NCBI's taxonomy places the organism in Eukaryota, Fungi, Ascomycota, Leotiomycetes, Helotiales, Drepanopezizaceae.
AUGGGUCCACGCAGACCUCUCCUCGUCGUCCUCUUCCUGGCAGCCAUCGGCACAUUUAUCCUCGUCUCGCGCAGAGGACGGGAUGGAGGACAUAUCACGAAAGUAGAUAGCUGGAUCCGCCCGGGGGCUUUAGAAGCCGCCAAAGGAAUCCAGGGACCGGCUUGCUCGCAGGAUCUGGAGUGGAUGGAACCGUUUCAGUUCUCUCACCCGAUCAAAUUUCUCUCCCGCGACAUCAUCGCUGUCCCAGCAGCGCACGGAGAACGGCCGUCUCUCUCCAUCGUGGGAGAACCUCUGUUCAGCGACCAUGCGAUAGUGGACUUGGCGAAAUCUACCAAAUUAGUUGUCUCGAAAUGUCUGCCGCCGCUACAUCUCGAAGUGCCCCAAGUCAAGUUACCGCCAGUGGAUGCUUCAAAUAUGAUUUUCGGACUACAAACGACCAUUGGCCGACUCAAGGAUACAGUCAAGCAUCUCGCGCGCUGGCUACCUCACACAGGUGCCAGGCUCUUUGCUAUCGUCAUUGAGAACGAGGAGACACCUGCUGGCGAAGAAGAUAUGGCUAAGCUCGAGGCCGAUUUCCACGACCUUGGCAUGGAUGUUACAGUUAUCCACCCAGUCCGUCCAAUUGACCUUUUCGCCCAGCGAUACUUCUCACUUGUGAAUGUCAUGUACAGUGCUCGUAACGAAAAGACCGAAUGGAUUAUUACCAUCGACGAUGAUACCUUCUUCCCCAGCAUGCACGACCUGCAGGCCCUCCUCAAACACCACGACCCCCGCAAACCGCAAUACAUUGGCUCCCUGAGCGAAGAUUGGUGGGCAGUAAACCACUACGGCCUCAUGGGCUUCGGCGGCGCAGGGAUCAUGAUUUCCCUUCCCCUAGCAAAAAUUAUCGAUGACCACCGCGAUGAGUGCAAAGAACACCCUCGCACCACAGCUGGAGACAUCACAAUUAUGGACUGUGUGUACCGCUUCUCCUCGACGAAACUCACCCACGUCCCUGGACUCCACCAAGUCGACAUGCAUGGCGACUUGUCGGGUUUCUACGAAUCAGGCCGCGAAAUGAUCUCUCUGCAUCACUGGAAAGAAGGAUCCGCGACAGGAUUCAAGCUCGAGAUGGAGAAAAUGCAUCUCGUAGCCGAUAUUUGCGACUCAUGUUUCCUGCAGCGCUGGCAAUUCCCCAACGAGCUCAUCCUCUCUAACGGCUUCUCCAUCGCAUACUACCCCAAAUACCAGAUAUCCGGCCAAAAAUCCGGACUUCUUGGAAUCGGUAUGGGAAGCGGAGAGGCGCAGAAGAUCAACCUGGAAGAGAUGGAGCAUACGUGGGGUGACGAUAUCAAUGUUUUGCAUUCGCUGGCGCCGACACGCGAGAAGAUGGCGGAGGAUGCGAAAAUGAGUUAUAAGUUGUUGGAUAGCUUUAAGGUGGCCGACGGUGUGGUGAGACAGGUAUACUUUAGAGAAGGGGGUGUUGAUAAUCAGGAUACGGUCAUGGUUUUGAAUUGGAAGGCGGCGGGGGCAGUAUUGGGGAGAUCGGAAACGAAAAGCGUGUGA